GUUAAAAGAUUGUCUAGUCCUUUUUACGAUGAAGAGAAGAUCGAAGGACUCUCGAAAUAUGUUGUUUCCAUUCGAUCGCGAACUCCCAGUAAGUUUUUCGGGGACAAUCACUUCUGUGCCGGGGUCAUCAUAUCAAAGGAGUUCAUCUUGACCUCAGCCCACUGCACAAUGGAUAAACGCAAGAUAAUUUAUCGAAGUCGAGUGCUGUCGGUCAUAGCUGGAACUGAAAAUAGGCUGAAAUACCGCCCGAAUACCUCUAUCAAUCUGCCGGUAAAAAGGGUCUUUGUGCCGGAAAAUUUCACCCUACAGAAUACAAACAAUAUAGCUCUGAUGAAGCUGGGCGAGCCACUGCCGACAGAUAAUCCAUAUGUUGGAAUCAUUAAUCUGCCAACCACUGAGCCACAACGGGGUCUUAAUUACACGGUUAUGGGCUGGGGCCGAAUGUAUAAGGGUGGCCCCAUGUCGGCCAAGCUUCUGUACAUUGACGUGGAGCUGCUUCCCCGGGAAGAAUGCGAAAGGCUGUUAAACGUUUUCAAGGAGGAGAUGAUGUGUGCCGGAAACCUUCACAACAAUCUCGAUGAAAAUCCCUGUGCUGGUGACACUGGAGGGCCACUAAUUUUAAACGAGACUGUAUACGGAAUAGUGAGCUAUCGCAUUGGUUGUGGAUCCAAGGACCUGCCCUCCGUCUACACAGACGUCCAUGCCCAUGCAAAAUGGAUCCAAGACACGAUGCUCCAAAAUGGAUGUAGGAGCUUGAAAAGUUUCCUUUACCUUGUUUUGGCC
This is a messenger RNA of Drosophila bipectinata, 783 nucleotides long. Its product is annotated as trypsin-2. The record is from RefSeq and is a predicted model, not a curated record. Gene Ontology annotation, biological process: proteolysis. Gene Ontology annotation, molecular function: serine-type endopeptidase activity. NCBI's taxonomy places the organism in Eukaryota, Metazoa, Arthropoda, Insecta, Diptera, Drosophilidae.